CCGAAAUAAAACCCAAUCCAAUCCCACGACGCCCAAGCCGCCGUCUCUUCUCCCCCCUCCGAUCGGAAGGCGAAUAGAAGUGAUGGCUCCUCCCGAGGAGACAGAAGCCGCCGCCGCGGCGAUCGAGGAGGAGAACCUUGCCGUGAAGCCCGGCGGCGAUCGGCCCAUCUCAACCAUCCUGAUCGUCAUAGCUAUGCAGACUGAGGCGCUCCCCCUGGUCGCCAAGUUCGAGCUUUCUGAGGAUCUUGAUCGAUCAGCGUUUCCCAAAGGUGUUCCAUGGGUUCGAUAUCAUGGUACUUACAAAGGCUUGGAUAUCAAUCUAGUAUGGCCAGGGAAAGAUACAAUAUUAGGUGUUGAUAGUGUUGGCACAGUAUCAGCAUCUCUCUUGACUUAUGCUUCUAUUCAAGCGUUGAAACCAGACCUCAUUAUCAAUGCAGGAACUGCUGGUGGCUUUCAAGCAAGAGGAGCAUGCAUAAAAGAUGUCUAUCUUGUUUCGGAUGUAGCCUUCCACGAUAGAAGAAUUCCUAUACCAGUUUUUGAUUUAUACGGAAUUGGAACCAAGCGAACAUUCUCUACUCCCUAUCUUGAAAAAGAACUUGGCUUGAAGGUUGGAAAAUUGUCCACUGGGGAUUCCUUGGAUAUGUGUCCACAAGACGAAUCAUCCAUCAUAGCGAAUGACGCAACUGUUAAAGACAUGGAGGGAGCUGCAGUGGCAUAUGUUGCAGGUUUAUUCUCCAUCCCCGCAAUAUUCCUUAAGGCUGUGACAGAUAUCGUGGAUGGUCCGAAGCCAACUGCCGAAGAGUUCAUGGAAAAUUUGAUUGCAGUCUCAGCCGCAUUGCAUCAGGCUGUUACCGAGGUGGUUGACUUCAUAAGUGGUAAGAGCCUCUCUGAUCUUUGAUGUUCAUCAUCGAGAAUCGUGAUAAGGCUGCAGUGUUUAUGAGCUGCCUUGGAGCUAAGUUUGCGGCCGCCAUAUAAAAGAUCAUCGAUUGUUAGUUGUAAUUCCAAACUUGUAUGUUUAUCAAACUUUGUGGCAUUAGCAAUUCUUCCCUGUAUGAGUAAUUGAUAUAUAUUUAUCAAUAAAGAAACUCUUGAUAUAA
Molecule: messenger RNA, 1097 nt
Organism: Zingiber officinale
Lineage: Eukaryota; Viridiplantae; Streptophyta; Magnoliopsida; Zingiberales; Zingiberaceae
Product: 5'-methylthioadenosine/S-adenosylhomocysteine nucleosidase-like
Exons: 8
Coding region: 83-898 (271 amino acids)
Biological process (GO): nucleoside metabolic process
Molecular function (GO): methylthioadenosine nucleosidase activity
Source: RefSeq, a predicted model, not a curated record